GCAGCAAAGGCCGGAAACUCACCAAAGAACACUUCUGUUAAGGCUCCUUUCGCUAUUCCGUCUCCAAAAACAUCGAUCUCGAAGCUCCUGUUUUCCCAUUUAGACAAGAGGAAAACAGAUGCGAGAUUGAUCUCAAGGUGGAUUAGGGUGAUCUCUAAUAUUCAUGCUCCAAUUUCGGUCCCUCCCUUAGUUAAGACUACCGCUCAAACAUCCGCAGCGUCAUCCUUGCCCAUCUUUCCAGUCGAAAACGAGACCAAGGAUGCACCCAGGGACGCUUGUGCGCUGAGUAGCGCUAACGUAGAGAACAAUGCUUGCCUCAAAGGUGACAGUGCCUCAUCUUCCACGGCCGCCCCCGACUGCGGGCCUGUGGUCCUUCCUAAUCCAACGGGAGAGGCAAAAGUUAUGAAAGGAAAUUACGUACUCUGUGGAUCUAGUAGAACAAGUUAUUUUAUCAUCCGUAGAGAAAGAGAAGCCGCGCUCAUAAUUCUCAGAGCAGGCAGCUUCCUACUUUGAGGAUGUUGAGUACGUUUUUUGAGGAUGUUGAGUACAUUUUUUCCUUUCAUACCAGCUGACCAAAAUAUCGGAGGUACCUCCAGCGGCACAACAGCUACCAAUCAAGUUCAAGGGACCACUGCUGCCAAUCUUAAGGGUUUCCGAAAUGCAUCCCUCACUGCCAUCCUUGGCUCCUUUUCAAGGGGAAAAUAGGCCAAGGAUGUUCUGAAGAAUGCAACUCCGCAACCUCUAACAAUGGUCUGCUCGACCAACGAAAUGG
Molecule: messenger RNA, 772 nt
Organism: Amoebophrya sp. A25
Lineage: Eukaryota; Dinophyceae; Syndiniales; Amoebophryaceae
Source: the annotation of a GenBank genome assembly